Molecule: messenger RNA, 3285 nt
Organism: Botrytis porri
Lineage: Eukaryota; Fungi; Ascomycota; Leotiomycetes; Helotiales; Sclerotiniaceae
Exons: 1
Coding region: 1-3285 (1094 amino acids)
Source: RefSeq, a predicted model, not a curated record
AUGUCGCAAUCAAGUUCUCGUCGACAGUCAGACUUUAAUAUUCAUGAAGAUUCCAAUUAUCUGGAUGAUAUGGUCGAAGAAAAAGAUAUCCAGGAAGUAGACGGGGAGAAUGCGACAAGUGAGGGGAAAGAUAUUGGUGAUGUAGUGUCUCAAUUGGAGGAUCCACCAGGAAAUACAAAAGAGAAUUUGGAAAUGGAGGAAUCUGAGGUUGAAGGAUAUUCAAUAUUGGAUCAAGAGUUCCCGGAGUUACAAGAGGACGAUUCGAUACUCGCGAGGCCAGAAACAAAACACAACGAACACGAUGACUGCGAAAACUGCAAACACGCAAGGGAGGAGAAGCGCACACGAGCAGAGGCAAGAGAAUUACAGAUGCGACGAAUCGAUGCGGAAAUCAAGGAUGCAGCACGAAAGGUUGUGGAGAGCUUUGAAAAGAAGGAUACCGAAAGGAGUACGGCUACGAACGAGUACGAGGAUUUAAUCCUUAGCACACAAGCGGCGGAAAGUAAUGAACCAGAGGAUCAUGAUGAUUCUCUUUCGAGCACAGGAAUCGAUGAGAGCUACGAAAGAAAUUCAUACAAUGGGCAAGAUGGAACGGAUUUGACAUACGAUAUCACAAACGCUACGCUGGAAGACGAAGAACAAACGGAGGACGAGGACAGUAUUCUUCACCACGAUCUUUCUAGUACCGAUGCCGAAACAGAACGGGGAGACUAUGAUAUGGAAAGGAGAGAUAGCAGCUCACGUUAUGGAGAUGUCGAAGACGAUGUUUUCACUGAUGGUUCCGACAAGAGUCCUCGAUUAUCAAUAGGUACCGCAGAGGAAGAAUCCAGCAAAGUGAACAUAAGUAAUCGAAACUCAUGGCAAUCAAGUCAACAUCUCGAUUUAAGUGAAGAAGCUCACCAAUUAGUGAAACUUAAUUCACCUGUUGUUGGUGAAGAAGCUGCUACAGAAUCUAUCAUCUCAAGAAUUCCUAGCGGUACUUCUCAUUCUCGUACGUCUGCACCAAGAGCAAGGGAUUCAUCAUGCAGUCCUAGAAAAGUAUCACGUCAUCCAUUUCGCACACCGUCAGAUAUAAGGGCGAUGCAAAUGUAUUCACCAGCUCCUUCGCUGUUUUCCACACCUUAUUCAGUAAAACGACAACAAAAUCCUACUGUUUCUCGUCUCGGUACUCCAAAUGGCUCUCAAUACUCUAAAAGUCGGACGCCCACUCGUUUCAAGAAAACUAGAGAAGAAUCAUCUCUUGUACUUCUUCACGUUACCGUUCUUCCAUUGCAAUGGCAAUACGCCAAAGCUAUUUUGGCUCCAGAACUUCCUGCAAAUCUUUACAGUAUUCGUGAGGCAUAUUAUCUUUUACAAGAAAAGCUUAGCGAAACCAUUCUUACUCGUGGAAUAUUGCUACCUCAUCCACAAGAUAGUUAUGAAUGUCUUCAAGAGCGUUUUCUUGAUGCUUUAGAACUUCCAGUCCGACCCCGGGCUAAAAUCCUCCGAUGUGGGCAUUAUAUGGGUCCUAACACCACAUCUUCGGACGAUGACUCAGACGAGAGAGAUAGUGGAUUUGGUAGCACUGGAAGAUUUAGACCCAGACCGGAGAAAGUCUGGUGCGAUAUUUGCCGUCGAGACGUCAGGUACGAAGAUGAUGACCUAGACGAAGAUGAUAAAAGAUUUAACGUCAAGAUCUUCGCAAGCAACGGCUUAAUGAGAGCUGGGGCCUGGGCAGCUGCAUGGCGAGAGAUGGAAAGGGUAGACAUCGAAAUUGAACCAUUUGUUCAACCAUGGAUGGUUGAAGAUAUGGAGGAUUUAAUCGAGAGACUACGAGAAGCGGAAGAGAGAGAUGAGGAUGAUUAUGGACAUUAUUCAGAUGAUUCGAGUAGGGAAAGUUUAGGGUCGGAAGCUCAGAGGUUACAUGAACAGGGGAUGGACAAGGUUACAUUGAGACAGAAGAGAGGGGGCUUGGAAGGGAGAAUUCAAAGAAACGAAUGGUUGGCUGUUGCGUCUAAGGCUGCGGUAGAAGAAGCGGAGAACUGCGCGAGGGAGGCUGAAGCCCUAAGGCUGAGAGAAGAAGAGUUGGCGAAGGCUAAAGAGAAAGAAGCUAGACGGGUUGAAGAAGAAGCCAAAAUCUUGCGACUCCGAAAAGAAUCAGAAGCAGCCCAAAAAGCGGAGGAGGAAGCUAGAAAACUUCGCGUUGAAGCGGAAACCUUGAGCCUCCAAGAAGAAGAAGCCGAGAAAAUACGUAUUGAAGCUGAAGCUGAAGUUACACGGCUUGUGGAAGAAGUCAAUAGAGCCCAAGAGUCAUCCGACCUUGCUCCUGGGUCAUCACAACAUAAUGACGAUGGCCAAGCCGCCAAAGAUCUGGAAGCAGAAGCCCUAAGAAUCUAUGAAGAAGAAAUGGCAUUAGAAGAAGAAGCACAACGUAUUUUCGACGCAGAGCUUGCAGAUCAAAGAAUUCUUGAGGAACAAGCCAGGGAGAUUAUGGAGGAAGAAGAAAGUUUGAGGAAAGUUAAGGAGGAAGAAAAGUUGCCACAGAAAAUCGUGAAUCAGGAAAAGGAAGCAGAAAAAACGAGAUUACGGGACAUUACUGAAGAAGCUUCAUCCCGAAGUGAAACGGCACAAUUUUCUUCUACUUAUGCUCCAACUUCGAAGCCGAAGACUCCUACGAGGGCGGUAGAAGGAGACGAAACACUCACCGAACUGCUAGUCAAAGCAGCUCGUGUAGCGAUGCGUGAUAGGAAAAAUAUACUCAUCUUAGUUCUUAGCGUGGUAGUGCUAAUCCUCACGCUAAAGCCAACUUCAACUCAUGGACUUGAAGGGACAAAAUCUGUUCCGGAUAUCAUUUUCCAGAACCAUAGGUAUGAAGUUGGUCAGAUUGUCGAUCAGAAAGCUUAUGCUGCUUCUGAGAGAGCUUUACCCAUGAGGGAGAUUGAAAGUUCAAUUAAGUGGAAAGGUCAGGGAAGGGAUGUGGUCAUCACGAGCUCAGCGCCAGCUGUGGUGCAUGGUGAGACUCUUGAGGUAACAAAUAAAGGAGGAAGAUUAGAGAUUGAUGCUCCUAUUCCGAAGGAGAUUGAGAAGCCUCUUCAAAUCAGUGCUUCUGGAACAGAGAAUCUCCAGACGGCGAAAGAGAAGAAUCCAGUCUUGGAGAUUGGAAUGGAGGUUAAGGAAACUGUGUCAAAAUAUACUCCAACCUUCGAUUUCGUCUCAGAUGCAAGUUUUGAAACAGCAGAUUUACCAGCACCCGAUACAGAACCUCAAGGGGAAAAUUCAAAUAUCGACAGUAAUACCGAAUCAUGA